AUGGAGAUCAUUUCUAACAUCAGCGGCAGCUUCACGCUCCUGGGGCUGGUAGAGAUGGAGAUGCACAAAUAUCCCUACUUCCUAUUCUCCACAGUCAUCUAUGUAUUUAUUCUGAUGAUGAAUGGCAUCAUUGUGCUGGUGGUGGUGAAGGAGAGGACUCUCCAUGAACCAAUGUACAUUCUCAUAGCCAGCCUGGUCUUAAACGAGAUUUUUGGGAGCUCCUCGUUCUUUCCCAAACUGAUAGUGGACUUGAUCACCUCCUCCAAGACGAUCUCUCAUAGAGAGUGCCUGAUCCAAAUUCUUUGCAUUUCCACUUUUGUACUUUUUGAAAUGGGCACUUUCACGGUUAUGGCCUACGACCGUUAUUUGGCCGUGUGUCAACCUCUGCAGUAUGCCAGCUUGAUGACCAACGACAAGGUCCUGAAGAUCGCUGCCACAUGUUGGGUCACGUCCUUCACGUGUAUUUUCGUAGCUGUCCUUAUGGGGUGGAAUCUUCCUCUGUGUGGGGAUAAAAUAAACAGUGUUUUUUGUGACAACAUGUCUUUCAUUGUCUUGUCUUGUCUGGACGCUUCUGUGAAUAGAAUUUAUGCAUCUGCGGUAACCUAUGUGUACUUUUGCAUGACUAUUUCCGUUACUGUCUUCUCCUACUUCAGGAUAUUUAUGGUCUGCCUCCGAGUCUCCAAAGAGUCCCGUCGGAAAGCCUUCCACACCCUGGUGACGCAUCUACUCAACUUUUCCAUAUUUUUGAUGGGUGUUUUCUUUGUUUUUUUAAGGUACAGAUUGGAAAGAGUGAACCUCCCUCUAAUGGUCCAUGUCCUCCUCUCCGUGACUCCCCUCGUGUUCCCACCACUGCUUAAUCCUCUGAUAUAUGGAAUUCGGACCCAAGCCUUGAAAAUAAAAGUUAUUUAUUAUUUGCAGAAAAUAAAUGAGGGGCCAAAAUGGACAACCAUCCAGAUGAAAUGA
This is a messenger RNA of Nanorana parkeri, 963 nucleotides long. Its product is annotated as olfactory receptor 2A12-like. Gene Ontology annotation, biological process: G protein-coupled receptor signaling pathway. NCBI's taxonomy places the organism in Eukaryota, Metazoa, Chordata, Amphibia, Anura, Dicroglossidae. Gene Ontology annotation, cellular component: membrane. Gene Ontology annotation, molecular function: G protein-coupled receptor activity; olfactory receptor activity. The record is from RefSeq and is a predicted model, not a curated record. The transcript has a single exon. Bases 1 to 963 code for a protein of 320 amino acids.